Molecule: messenger RNA, 2043 nt
Organism: Astyanax mexicanus (Mexican tetra)
Lineage: Eukaryota; Metazoa; Chordata; Actinopteri; Characiformes; Acestrorhamphidae
Gene: slc22a7b.1
Product: solute carrier family 22 member 7b, tandem duplicate 1
Exons: 10
Coding region: 212-1870 (552 amino acids)
Biological process (GO): transmembrane transport
Cellular component (GO): membrane
Molecular function (GO): transmembrane transporter activity
Source: RefSeq, a predicted model, not a curated record
AAUGAACAUUAGACAAAGGCUUGAAUGAGUGACGAAUAAGCAGACAUAGAAGUAGACUGGUCCGCUUCACCCUCAGAAUCAUCCUGCUUGCACCACAUUUAUUUACAAAAAAGUGAUUUGGAGUGUAGUCAGACCUUUCCCUUCAUUAUUUUUCCUUUACACUUGGAAAUAAAGCUAGAUAAAAUUGAUUCUUCAUUCUGCAAAAACCAGGAUGAAGUUUGAAAACCUGCUGGCCGAGGUUGGGGGAUUUGGACCCUUUCAAAUCGGGAUCAUUCUCAUGCUGGUGAUUCCACGGGUCAGCCUGCCUUUUCAUUUCCUGCUGAAUAACUUCAUCGCCGCCAUCCCAGACCACCACUGUGAUUUCAGCUCUCUGGACACUUCUGGAGUUUUUGAAACUCUUUCUCAGGAGCAGAGACUGACUGUCAGCAUUCCUCAACAUGAAGAUGGAAGCUUUUCUUCUUGUCACAUGUUCUCAGAACCUCAAUUCCACCUGCUAACCAACUCGUCAAACUCUACAGAGCUUCCUGUGGUUCAAUGCCAAAAUGGAUGGGUGUAUGACAACAGCACUUUUAAAUCAACCUUGGCUAGUGAGUGGAACCUGGUCUGUGAUAAGAAGAGCAUGAAUAAAGCCACUGCCACCAUCUUCUUCAGUGGUGUGAUGGUUGGAGCUGCAAUAUUUGGCAGUCUGAGUGACAGAUUUGGCAGGAAGCCCAUGCUGAUGGUGUCCUUUAUCUCAGCCGCGUUCUUCUCUGUUGUCAGCGCCUUCUCCACCUCCUACAUCAUGUUUGCUGUUAUGAGAUUCUUCACAGGAAUGGGAAUCACCGGCAUUAGUAUUAUCUCCAUUGUCCUCUGCGUGGAGUGGUCGGACAUCAAGCACAGGACGAUCAUAGGAGUGAUGAUCAGUCUCGAUUGGUCCACCUCCACCAUGAUACUGCCGGGUAUAGCUUACCUUGUCAAUGAAUGGAGGUUCUUGGUUGUCACAGUAACCUCCCCCCUUUUUUUGGCUAUAAUCGUUUGGCGCUGGAUUCCAGAGUCAGCAAGGUGGCUGAUAGCCAAUGGCAGAUUGGAAGAGGCUCAUUACUAUCUCUCUAAGUGCGCCUCAGCCAAUCACAGAGAGAAAAGUCUGCAAAACAUCAAGCCCCAGACCCUCGCCACUGUAAUUGUCUCAGAAGGAGACAGGAAGUACACAUAUCUGGAUUUACUGAGAACUCCUAAACUCAGGAAACUGGCUGUGGUGACCGGCAUCACUUGGUUUGGCGUAGCAUUCACCUACUACGGUAUCAGUUUAAACGUGGAUGGGUUCGGCCUAAACCUCUACCUGACCCAGUUCAUCUAUGGUACCAUAGAGCUGCCGGCAAAGCUGCUGAUCUACCUGAGUCUGCAGAAGCUGGGCCGCAGGUACAGUCAGGUGGGCACGCUGAUCUUGACGGGGGUGUGUAUCGCCAUCACCAUUAUAAUCCCGAAAGUGAACUGGCUUCCUCGUACAGCAGUAGCAGUGCUGGGGAAAGGCUUUUCCGAAGCCUCUUUUACGUCAGUGUUUCUUUACACUACUGAACUCUACCCUACAGUCAUACGGCAGAACGGGCUGGGCUUUUGCUCUUGUCUGGCCCGUGUGGGCGUGUCUGUGGCACCGCUGGUGAGCCUCCUUCAAGAGACGUGGACCCCUCUGCCGCAGGUCCUGUUCUGUUCUGUAGCCAUCCUAGCGGGCCUCCUCGCGCUGCUCCUCCCUGAGACCCACAACGUCCGCCUGCCAGAAACCAUCGAGGACGUUGAGCAGACAAGGAAAAGAUCCAUCUGCAUUCCAGAUCAUCUGAGAGAACUGCAAGAGGACGCUGCUCCCUUAGGAUCAGACGCAAUGACAAUAAAAUAAUGAGAAAAUCUCUGAACUGAAUGUAAUAUGUUAUUGAAAUUUCAACAUUUUGUAAUCAUGUAACAGGACACUUAAUACUAGCAGUAGUGAUUUAAAUCUCCGCUCACUGAACGUACUAUUCUGAAGCGUUCUCUAAAUGUGUAAUUUCUUCUAAAUAAACACUAAUCUGUUUA